AAAGGAGUGGGUGAACAUGGCUGAAGGCACCCGGGUCGGCCCAACGUGCCACGGGAUGGGUAGCAGGCAGGACCCCGUCUCCAGCAGUGGGAGCUGCAACUUUCCAGAGUACGAGCUUCCCGAGCUAAAUACGCGUGCAUUCUAUGUGGGCGCUUUCGGGGAGCUGUGGCGUGGCCGGUUGCGCGGAGAAGGGGACUUGUCGCUGAAGGAGCCGCAAGCAUCCGCGCUGCCAGGGAGCCAGGGGGUCGCAGAGUGGGGCCAGGAGGAUGCUGCGGUGGCCCGAGAUCUGGGCUGCAGCUUGGAGGCGGCAGCAGAGCUGCGGACCGUGUGCGGCCUUGAUAAAUUAAAGUGCCUUGAGGAGGGUGAGGACCCAGAAGUCAUCCCAGAGGACACCGACCUAGUGACUUUGGGGGUUAGAAAGAGGCUUCUGGAACAGCGGGAAGAAACCAUAACAAUAGAUCGGGUUUGCAGGCAAGAAACCUUUGCUUACGAGAUGGAGUCACAUGCCAUAGGAAAAAAGCCUGAAAACCCAGCAGACAUGGUUGAAGAAGGGGAGCUUAUCCUAUCUGUGAAUAUCUUGUACCCCGUUAUAUUUCAUAAGCACAAAGAACACAAACCAUACCAGACGAUGCUGGUAUUGGGCAGUCAAAAGCUCACGGAACUGAGGGAUUCAAUUUGUUGUGUCAGUGACCUCCAGAUUGGUGGCGAAUUCAGCAACACUCCUGAUCAAGCUCCCGAGCACAUAAGCAAAGACCUGUACAAAUCAGCCUUCUUUUAUUUUGAAGGAACAUUUUAUAAUGAUAAGAGAUACCCUGAGUGCAGAGAUUUGAGCAGAACUAUCAUUGAGUGGUCAGAGUCCCAUGAUAGAGGCUAUGGAAAAUUUCAGACCGCUAAAAUGGAAGAUUUUACCUUCAAUGACUUGUAUAUUAAACUGGGUUUUCCUUACUUAUAUUGUCACCAGGGAGACUGUGAGCAUGUUGUCGUCAUCACUGACAUAAGGCUUGUGCAUCGUGAUGACUGCUUGGAUAGGACCCUUUAUCCCCUUCUUAUCAAGAAGCAUUGGUUAUGGACCAGAAAAUGUUUUGUUUGUAAAAUGUACACAGCCAGAUGGGUGACGAACAAUGACAGUUUUGCACCAGAGGACCCAUGUUUCUUUUGUGAUGUUUGCUUUCGGAUGCUCCACUAUGAUUCAGAAGGCAACAAACUGGGAGAAUUCCUUGCUUAUCCUUAUGUUGAUCCUGGAACCUUUAAUUAAUAACAAAAGUACACCCUUGUGAAGUAACUACCCUGUGGAUGGUUACUUUAUUUCCAAAACAUGUCACUGAGGAACAGGAUCCACCCGAAACAAUCAGCCAGUUACCCACCCCCCUGCACAAGUUCAGAUCACCGGUUUUCUUACAAAGUAACUUGUGUUUAGAAAUACAUUAGUUUAGUAUUUAUUCCAAAAUAUGGUUAUUUAGUGCCUCUGCCCAUUAAGUGUGUUUAUCUAAGUUGUAGGAGUACUUUAUAUAUUUUGAAUACAAAUCCUUUGUCAGAUUCAAGUGUUCUGAUUUUUGCCCAGUCUGUGGCUUGUCUAUUCAUUCUGUGUCCAGAGUGGUUUUUGCUAAUCUGUAAUUAGAAAAAUUCAGUUAAUGAUACAUCAAGUGGUGGGAGUAUUUUGAAAAUUCUUUGAAGAGUGCGAGAGCUACACCUUGUACCCUGAGGCUUCCAAGGUAAACAUCAUUCAAUUAUCUGUAAUAAAAAUGAGGAACAAGAAUAAAAGUAGAUUUAACAAAUAACAGCAUUAAGAAUAGCUAUUGUGUAAUCUGUUCUCACAGCGGGUUCGUUUAUAUUGUUUUGUUAGAAACUAGUAGGCACACUAAACAUUUUAAUGAGACUCACUGCAUGAAUAAU
Messenger RNA from Lynx canadensis (Canada lynx), 1893 nucleotides. It is a transcript of the gene SNAPC3, whose product is annotated as small nuclear RNA activating complex polypeptide 3. Lineage: Eukaryota; Metazoa; Chordata; Mammalia; Carnivora; Felidae. The coding region runs from base 17 to 1255 and encodes 412 amino acids. The record is from RefSeq and is a predicted model, not a curated record. Gene Ontology annotation, biological process: snRNA transcription by RNA polymerase II; snRNA transcription by RNA polymerase III. Gene Ontology annotation, cellular component: snRNA-activating protein complex. The transcript has 9 exons. Gene Ontology annotation, molecular function: RNA polymerase II cis-regulatory region sequence-specific DNA binding; core promoter sequence-specific DNA binding; RNA polymerase III type 3 promoter sequence-specific DNA binding.